Messenger RNA from Balaenoptera ricei (Rice's whale), 2531 nucleotides. RefSeq names its product kinesin-like protein KIF19. NCBI's taxonomy places the organism in Eukaryota, Metazoa, Chordata, Mammalia, Artiodactyla, Balaenopteridae. Gene Ontology annotation, biological process: microtubule-based movement. Gene Ontology annotation, molecular function: microtubule binding; microtubule motor activity; ATP binding. The record is from RefSeq and is a predicted model, not a curated record.
GGAGGCUGGUGUGGAUUAGUGCUGAGUUCAUGGCGACCUAAGCGAGUAAAACCCGUUAGGACGGUUGUUAUAUUGAGGGGAACAAAGUUUUGCAGGAAGGGAUUUGGCUGAGCUUUGAAGAGCGUUUACAUAGAUAGUCUUAACAUGGAGACGGCGUGGCUCUAACUAAAUUUAUGACAUGACUGCACUGGGAGGCGGGACGUAGGGGCCCGUGUUCUGUACAGACAGGGCGGUGACAGCCCGAAUGUCAGCCACAAGAGUCGGGGCAGCAGGGGCGGGGCAGGAGCUGUUGUCCCACAGGCUGACAAGUCUUGAAACUGUGUGCACCUCACUCAUUAAAACGACACAAGUUAGAGAAAGCAGGCAGUGCCCCUGGAAUAACUGUUAAGGCAAAUAAUUUGCUGGAAUCCAUAGCGGCUCUCAGAGUCAUCUCAUCAGUCCCCAAAUCUUGGCACGUCGCCCAUCGUGUGGGGGGGGCUGACCUCCUCCCAGGGAGCUCUGGCAGCCCUGGGUGAAAUGGGCGGGUGGCCAGGUGGUGGGGCUCUUGCUCGGCCCAGUCCUGCCCCUAAGACUGCCUGGUGCACCCCAGGCCCCGCACCAGAGUAAACAGCUCGACUGGUCUCCAGCUGCCCUGUCCCUGCCCCCUGGGAAAGGCUCUUCUGAACGUCCCGGUCCCCAGAGGCGUUCGUACACCUUACUGUAUAAUUGCAUAUUUAUGUGAGAAAGGAGAGACCCAAGGUGCUCAGAGAGACAGCACGGAGCUGCAGAGCUGGAUGGGUCCUGCCCCCUCCAGGCACCUGCGGCCCCCCUCCUCCGUUCUCCCCUUUCCUUUGGGUGGCGCGGCCCCCUGAGCAAGAGGUCGUCGGGUGGGGAAGGCAUAUCCCUAGGGCUGCGUGCAGACAUCGCGGUAGCAAGGCCUCUGGCUAGGUGCUUUACUAUCCGCAAAGCCCCUUGCCCACCUGCAGGUGCUGCUCAGGGCGCUGUGACUGGCGAGGCUCUUCGCCGAGCCCUCAGCGCCCAGGCCGGCUGCUCAUGGGCGUCUGCGCUGCCGUCCAGGCGGGGCCCGAGGGAUUCGGCAUUGGUUGGGCGCUGGUCUGUUAGGACUGGGAGCAGAGCCCAGCAGGCCUGGGGGCUCACAGUCAUGGCUUCGGGGUGCAGCAGCCAGGAGAUGCUGCACCCUCGGAUGGAAGUGGGGAGGCUGUCUGGGGGUGAGCGCAGAGGCCUGCAGCCCUUCCCGGAUCCGGGCCGAGCCCCUGGAUGCCACUGAGGGUAGAGGCCAGGCCUGGGGUCCUCCCUCCGCCCUGAUUCUGUGAGCGGCCCCUCCUCCGGCCCCUGCCUCUCACUGCUCCUAGAUGGUGGCGCUCAUGGACCCCGGCGAGGACCCUGAGGACACACUGCACACACACCGGUCCCGGGAGAAGACCUUCAUCUUCGACAUUGUGUUCGACCAGCACACCUCCCAGCAAGAUGUGUUUGCCACCCCCCAGCACUUAGUGGAAGGCGUCAUUUCUGGAUACAACGCGACGGUGUUUGCCCAUGGCCCCUCAGGUGCCAGCAAGACCCACACGAUGCUGCGCAUGGACGCGGGGCCCGGCAUCUACCUGCAGAUGCUCACUGACCUCUUCCAGGCCGUCGAGGAGACCCGUGAGAGCACGGACUGCAGCGUGUCCAUGUCUUGCCUCGAGAUUUAUAACGAAGUGAUCUGGGACCUCCUGAACCCGUCCUCGGGGUUUCUGGACCUGCGGGAAGAUUCUAGGGGCAGCAUCCAGAUCGCAGGCAUCGCGGAGGUCUCCGCCUCAAACACCCAGGAGCUCAGGACCACGCAGCUCCUCACCAAAGGCAACGGGCAGCGCACACAGGAGUCCACCGCCACCAGCAAGAUGUCGUCCCGCUCCCACGCCGUGCUGCAGGUCACCGUGCACCGGCGCAGCCACGGCACAGACAUGGCAGAGGAGGUGCACGUUGGGAGGUUCUCCAUGGUGGACCUGGGGGGCUCGGGGCUGGCGCCUCAGACCCAGAACCGAGGCAAGAGGAUGAAGGAGGGCGCCCCCAUCAACCGCUCCCUGCUGGCGCUGGGCAACUGCAUCAACGCACUCAGCGAGAAGGGCGGCAGCCAGGCGCAAUAUGUGAACUUCCGGGACAGCAAACUCAUGCGCACCUUGGAAGAUGCCCUGGGAGGGAACAGCCGGAGGGUGAUGAUGGCCCACAUCAGCCCAGCCAGCACGCACUUCGAGGAGUCGCGGACCACCCUGCUGUACGCGUACCGAGCCAGGAACAUCAAGAGGAGGGUCAAGCGCAACCUGCUGAACGUGUCCUACCGCAUCGCACAGUACGCGGACGUCAUCUCCGACCUGGGCAGGCAGAUCAAGCACCCCAAGGCCAAGGUGGAGAAGCAGGAGAAGGAGAAGAGAAGCAUCCCAGAGGCCGACAUGCUCAAGCCGCCAUCCCUCCACCCGACACAGAGGAGGACAGCCGCCUGCAGAUGAAGGAGAUCCGGGUGCAGCUCAUCGGGGGCUUCAAGGAGCAGCUGG